This is a messenger RNA of Lycium barbarum (goji berry), 2512 nucleotides long. RefSeq lists its product as uncharacterized. The record is from RefSeq and is a predicted model, not a curated record. The transcript is spliced from 13 exons. NCBI's taxonomy places the organism in Eukaryota, Viridiplantae, Streptophyta, Magnoliopsida, Solanales, Solanaceae. Gene Ontology annotation, biological process: DNA replication, Okazaki fragment processing. Bases 169 to 1185 code for a protein of 338 amino acids. Gene Ontology annotation, molecular function: DNA binding; 5'-flap endonuclease activity.
CUUUUUUCUAGUGCCCCUGCUGCAAUCCAACUAAUUUCUCCUUGGUAGUAUUGGUGCCUAUAUUAGUGAUAACUGUGGUGCUACUUACGCCCCCCAUUUUGUUUCCACAUUUCGAUUCGAAUAAUAAAGGUUAUUUUUCAGAAUUUCAGUUGGUGUUUUCAUUGAUACAUGGCAUGUCAUCAAGUGUCACAUUAUCAAAUUCAAUCUCUAUGGAGGACUCUCUUUCACUUAGGGAGUAAUAUACGGGUCCUUCAAUCCCAUGGGAGCAGUUUUCAUUUACGAAAGUUACAUCCCAUUUGUUCAUUAUCCACAUCUCUUGUUAAUAGGGGUUACUGCAGGGCCAUUUCUGCAAAUAAUAUUGAAACAGAACGCAGAGACGUGCUUUUUCAUAGGUCAGCCACUAUUGAUCCUAGCAGACUCAUGCUCGUUGAUGGAACCUCAAUAAUAUACCGAGCUUAUUACAGACUCCUUGCUAAACUGCACCAUGGUCAUCUUUCACACGCUGAUGGCAAUGGAGAUUGGGUCCUGACUAUAUUUACAGCAUUGUCACUUAUUAUUGACGUUCUGGAAUUUCUUCCUUCACAUAUAGCGGUUGUUUUUGAUCAUGAUGGAUUUCCCUUUGGUCAUACGUCUCUUUCAACCAAACAAAAUUUUGUUGCAAAAGGCCUGAAUUUUCGUCACAAUAUGUACUCCUCUUACAAAAGCAAUCGUCCACCAACACCUGAUACAAUUGUUCAAGGGCUUCAAUUUUUGAAAGCUUCCCUCAAGGCCAUGUCUGUCAAGGUGAUUGAGGUGCCAGGUGUUGAAGCAGAUGAUGUUAUUGGAACCUUGGCUGUUAGGAGUGUGGAUGCUGGAUUCAAGGUGCGAGUUGUUUCCCCAGAUAAAGACUUUUUCCAGAUUCUAUCUCCUUCAUUACGGCUUCUACGAAUAGCUCCUCGUGGAUUUGAGAUGGUCUCAUUUGGAAUGGAGGAUUUUGCUAGAAAAUAUGGAGGAUUGAAACCUUCUCAGUUUGUUGAUUUGACCUCACUUAUGGGUGAUAAAUCUGAUAACAUACCAGGAGUUCAUGGGAUUGGAGAUGUACAUGCAAUUCAACUUAUUACAAAAUUUGGUACGCUAGAGAACUUGUUGGAAUGUGUUGAACAAGUUGAGGAGGAGCGAAUUAGGAAGCUUAAAUCGACAGUUUGAUAAGCAAGCUGGCAAUGAAAGCUAUCCUCAAGCUGGCUUGAUGGAGAGUGUUGGAGUAUAGGAGAUUCAUCCAGCAUAUUACUAGUAACUACAUCAGUGUACAUUGUAUACAUGCUGAUUUUCAGAGAUUUGCUUGCUGUAUUAUUGUGCACAGACUUACUCAAAUCUUGUAAAUUGCAAUAGUCUCACUAUAAGUUAGCCUGUUUAGCUCCUAGUAUUAUGCUCUUUCCUCCAUCAGAAGUAGAUAUGUACUACAUUCUUUGACAGGAAGCAAUCAAAAAGUCUUCCGCAUAAUUGUUUCUCUCAUAAAUCUUAUAGUUAAAUUUACAUAAAUUCACUGGCCUUUUAGUAUGAUAUAUUGACGUUAUGAGGAAAUAAUAGUUUAUUUAUCCUUGGUGUUAAAUAGUAUAAAUAUGGGAAUAUUCCCAAAUCCCUGUAAUCAGGCAGUUCGAAGAUUGUGUAAGUUCUCUGUAACAACUAUUUAAUCUCAUUUGCUUGAUUUCCCAAAUAUUCUUCUCUUCUCCUUCUAAUUUCUCAUGGUAUCAGAACAUGACCUAUCCCAAUUUGUUGUUUACCGAUGUUUGGCCCCCAUAUAAAAUUGCUCGCGCUCCAGAUGUCCAACCUUGGGCGUGAAGUGGGGUGUUGAAGUGUCCCACGUCGGAUGAAAAAGAGAUGGGUGGUCUCCUUGUAUGGUCUUUGGGAAAUCCUCCCUCAUGAGCUAAUUUUGAGGUUGAGUUAGGCCUGUUCUUUAUAUGGUAUCAGAGCAGGUGAGGUCUUGGGAUCGAAUCUCACCGUCACCCAUUAUCAAAAAUAAUUGCACGUGCUUGGCCCAUGAAAAAAGAAUCAGGCCCGCGUGUGAGGGAGCGUGUUGAGAAUAUAAUUAAGUAAAUAAAGGUGUACUCUCUCUAAUAGCUUAAGCCUUUAGAUGAGAUGGUAACACACGUCAACAUGGUAUCAGAGCAAUCUCCUAAAGCAUGGUUGGGUGAUCCGUUCUUUACACUUGGGUUGGGAUCUGUGAUAAUACCUCUAACAAUGUCAAUUUGGCAAUAUGUUUUAAGUAGCUCCCCGGUUUCCUCUUCGAAAGGAACUCUUUUUAAUCUGAGAUCAAGAAAAUAGUGCUCAACUUUGCUUGAAUCCUUUCUUUUAAUCUCAAGAUAAGCAAAGAUUUGUAUUCAUUUAUUGAUUAUUCUUGUUUGUGCUAAUGAUUUCUUCAUGGAAUUAUGCAUAGUCCUCCCUUCUGUAUGUGAUUCCUUCCACAUCUUGGUUCUUCUACUUCUGAAGAUUAGGUGAGUGAUAAAUUAGGCACUUAUUUGACUAGUUAAUUUGC